AGUCAAAUUGAAAAAAAUGCUGAAACUUAAAGGGGGUAAAGCCUUUUAUCCUAUUACAAUUAUUUAAGUAUAUAUGUUGUCUUCCACUAACCUAAUGAAUAUUGGUGAACUAUCGCACAGAAUUACUAUUAUACCCAAUAUUUACAACUAACUAGGAGGACUUUUAGUAUUAGUUAUGAAAAUUGGUACCUAAUUUUGUCUUACUAAUGCAGCCAUAAGUAUAGGCAAGUUCCUUUAUUUUCUAUAUUUGGUUGUUUUCUAUUGAUUGUUACAUGACCUUUGAGUAUGUUUUACCCUAUAGACUCUCAACUAAGAGAUCAAAGGGUCAUCAACAAAGAUUGAAUUGGUUGUUUCUUCUCUAUAAGGGGACUCUUUCUUAUGUUCUUUAUUUUUUUUUCCCUACUUUGGAGCUCUUUCUUAUAUUGAUAUGAUAUGUUGAGCUUAUAGGUAAUAUACGUUGUUGUACUUUCUUAAAUAGUUGAUUGUCUAGUUUGAUAUAAUAACUCUUGAAAUUUGUAAAUAAUGACAAGACAAAAUAUAAUAAUUUUCAGGUAAACAUUACUUCCAAUGGCUGGGCCCAACACCACAAGUAAGUAUUGCAGAUCCUAAACUGAUAAAGGAGAUCUUGUUUAACUAUGAAGUCUUUCAUAAAAAAGUGCAAAACCCACUUGCCAAGUUCCUAGUGAGAGGGGUUUUGAUGUGUGAGGGCGAGGAAUGGGCUAAGCACAGAAACAUUCUCAACCCAGCCUUUCAUCUAGAAAAGUUGAAGCACAUGGUACCAGCAAUGUGCUUAAGUUGUUGUGAGAUGAUAAGCAAAUGGGAAGUGCUAGUCUCAGAAAAAGAGUCAUGUGAGGUUGAAGUAUGGCCUUAUCUUCAGAAUGUGACAGGCGAUGUGAUUUCUCGGACAGCAUUUGGUAGUAACUAUGAAGAAGGAAAAAAAAUAUUCCAACUCCAAACUGAACUAGGUGACCUUAUAAUCCAAUUCGCACAGUCAAUUUACAUUCCAGGAUGGAGGUUUCUACCAACAAAGAAAAACACAAGAAUGAAAACAAUCUAUAAUGAAGUGAGAGCUCUACUAAGCAAUAUUAUCCAAAAAAAAGAGCAAACAUUGAAGGGAAAUGAUGGAGAUAAUGACUUGUUAGGAAUACUAUUGAAGACAAAUUUAAAAGAAAGUCAAGUACAGGGAAACAAGAAGAACAUCAAACUGACAAUGGGAGAGGUAAUCGAGGAGUGCAAGCUAUUCUACCUUGCUGGGCAAGAGACCACCUCAACUUUGCUUGUGUGGACAAUGAUCUUGUUGAGUAAGCAUCAAAAGUGGCAAGCUCUAGCUAGAGAAGAGGUUUUAACAGUAUUUGGGGACAACAAACCAAGCUAUGAAGGGUUAAAUCAACUCAAAAUUGUGAGUGUUUUCUAUAUAGAUCAAUUUUUUGAAAUUUUUCUCAAAUUAGUAGGAUUGACUACCGCAACUAUUUUUUAGCCUCUCAUAAAGGGAGAGUGAGAAUCUAUGAAGUACCGACACUUCAAAACAAGUGCCAUAUCCAUGUUGGACACAUGGACAGUUCAGGGACACAUAUGAGGCACACCACAUGGAUGCGUGUCCUAUUAUUUAAUUAAUUUAUUUUCAGGAGACACACUAA
Camellia sinensis is the source of this 1637-nucleotide messenger RNA. Lineage: Eukaryota; Viridiplantae; Streptophyta; Magnoliopsida; Ericales; Theaceae. The record is from RefSeq and is a predicted model, not a curated record.